Messenger RNA from Balaenoptera ricei (Rice's whale), 878 nucleotides. RefSeq names its product eukaryotic translation initiation factor 4E binding protein 1 (gene EIF4EBP1). Bases 109 to 465 code for a protein of 118 amino acids. The record is from RefSeq and is a predicted model, not a curated record. Gene Ontology annotation, molecular function: eukaryotic initiation factor 4E binding. Lineage: Eukaryota; Metazoa; Chordata; Mammalia; Artiodactyla; Balaenopteridae. Gene Ontology annotation, biological process: negative regulation of translational initiation. The transcript is spliced from 3 exons. Gene Ontology annotation, cellular component: cytoplasm.
GAGAGGCGGAAGGGGCGGUCUCGGGCGGGACGGGCCCGAGCGAGGCUGAGCAAGGCCAGAGGGGUGCGAGGGCCACGCUCCGGCUGCGGGCGGAGCGCGCGGGAGACCAUGUCCAGCGGCAGCAGCUGCAGCCAGACCCCAAGCCGGGCCAUCCCCGCCACUCGCCGGGUGGUCCUCGGCGACGGCGUGCACCUGCCUCCCGGGGACUACAGCACCACCCCCGGCGGCACGCUCUUCAGCACCACCCCGGGAGGUACCAGGAUCAUCUACGACCGGAAGUUCCUAAUGGAGUGUCGGAACUCACCUGUGACCAAAACGCCCCCGCGGGACCUGCCCACCAUUCCCGGGGUCACUAGCCCUGUGGGUGGUGAGCCCCCUACAGAAGCCGGCCAGGACCACCUGAGCAGCAGCCCAGAGGACAAGCCGGCGGGUGGUGAAGAGUCACAAUUUGAGAUGGACAUUUAAAGGGCCAGCCGUCGGAGUGCGCAAUGCCGCUGGGCCCCAGAGGCCCGUCUCGGGAGAAGAGUCACACCAGCCAGGCCUUAUGAAAGUUACCAUCCUGGGCAGGCAUCGGGUGUGGAGCCGUCAGCCCAGCCCGCUGCUUCCUCACUCAGGGCACCUGCUCCCCCUCCCCCUUCGUGGACACCAGCAGAUACCUCCGUGUGCCUCCAGCCCUGCAGGAGCUGUCACCCCGAGGGCAGUGACCUCACGCACACGCCCAGGGCCAGCAAGUGGACACGAAGGAGUCCUCCGGCUCUCCCAGCCCCCUCCUCCAGGGGGCGCACCCACCCUUUCCUUAGGUUGGUGCGUGGGAAAGCUCCCCUCCCCCUCCCUUCCCAAGAAAGGAAAUAAAAGCCACCUUCGCCCUAGGGCCAAGA